GAAAAAUAAGAUUAUACGGGUUUAUGUGCAACAAUAAUAUGAUAAAUAAAAAAUAAUAGAAUUUAAAAAUAGUAUUAAACAUUUGAUAACAUUCCUUCGUACCAUUUAAUAAUUUACCAAACUCGUGCCAAUGUACUUCAAUUAAAUGAAUCAAGGAAAGAAUUCUUUGCUUCGACUUACACGCAAAUCAAGUCAAGAUGGUAUGGACUCUAACGUGUCCUAUAAAAUUAAAGAUGGUCCGGUACCAAAUUUUUUUGACGUUCGAGAACAUAUUUUUCAUAUAAUAAAACCGUGGAGUUGGAUUAAAAACGCGAACAAAGCGCUACAGUCUGCAGAAUCGAAAACAACUUUAGUUUCAAAGCAAAUCGCAAACUUAAACCUGGGAAUAGUAUACGGACUUUACAUAAAUGGCGACGAAGAAAAUAUCCGGUACGUAUCAAGUUCCGAUCUUUUAGUUUGGAAAAGAAAAGAAAAGGAUUUACACAAAUAUGCAAAACAAAAUAUUUUUGAAAAAAUUGAAGACAUUGAAAAAAGUAGACCUUUAUUUAUAGAAACUCAAACAGGAAUAUAUUAUACUAACGAACUCAAAAACUUGACAUCUUCUUUAUUGGCUGUUCCCGAUGUUUUUAACAAGAUAUCUUUUAACACUACGCAACAUUUUAAUUACAUUAUUCUUUGUCCAACACCCGAUUUACUUCUCAUUUCACAUAACCAUGACACAAGAGGGUUAUGCUUUGUUGCUGAGAUUGGUCUGCGCUUAACAAAAAAAGAUUCAGCCAGUUCAAGUAUAAAGCCGAUUCGAGUGAGCAAAGGAGUUUUAAGCAUUUAUGAAGCUAGUGUUGUAAAAAAUGAAUCUCAUUGGCCCAUCAAUGAAGACGAAAUAAUUGCUUGUAAAAAAACAAUAGAGAAAAAAACUAAAAAGUUAAUCGCCAAUAAAAUAAUUAAAUCAUGCUAAGUUUAUUUAACUUCACGCUAAUUUUAAUUGUUUAUUUAAACCGCUGUUUCAGGUUUCGAACAUAAAAAGUAAAACAUUUAGUGUGCGUUUUACUUUUAUAACAAGAGAACUAAACGAAUUAAAACAUUCAGUGUGUUAUGGUUAUUUUCAGACUAUAAAUAUAUAAUAUUUUUACUACACAAUCUUUUUAACUGCAAUAGAUUAUAUCUGCAACAUAGCUCGUAACAAUUAUUUAUUUUCAGUUAAUUCCCAACAAAUUCUUCCUGCUUUGUCUAUGCAUGGUAUACUAACGGUGCCAGGACCGAGUCACAAACAUGCAUGGACUAAGCUAAACACUGCUCGCCGUUUGAUGCAUGGCCCAUGCAAGGCAGUCGUUUUUCGACCGGCGUUUAUACGUUGCUCUUUUUUAUGUUAAUUUUGGUUUAUUUUGUUUAUUUUUCACAUUAAUUUUUAUUUGUAUGAAUAGUUAAUACUUAAGCAAAUACAAGAUUUUAGCUUAAA
Molecule: messenger RNA, 1456 nt
Organism: Hydra vulgaris (swiftwater hydra)
Lineage: Eukaryota; Metazoa; Cnidaria; Hydrozoa; Anthoathecata; Hydridae
Source: RefSeq, a predicted model, not a curated record